UAAAACUCCGCAAAGUCCCUCCUCUCCACGUCAGGCCAAUGACACCGCUGCCCCGAGCUUUCCGCCAGCAGGAGCUAUAAGAGCCUCCAAGUCGGCAACUUUCUCCCCAUCCCGGACACCUCGAAGGGGCUCCGCGGAGGGACCGGGGGCCGCCGUGAUUCUUCUUCCUGGGGGUUUCGUUGUUUUUAUUCCCCCCACUCCGCGUCUCCCCUUCUCCUCCCGGCUCCCCAUGCCCUCCCCCCUCCCCCCCAAGUGAGGUCCUCCCUCUCCUCCUCCUCCUCCUCCUCCUCCUCCCCGCAGGCCGAGGGGGAGCGGGCGGCAGGAGCCCCGCUGCGGUGCCCGGCGCCCGUGCUGUGCCCCCGCCCGCCGGCCCCGAAGGAUGAUGCAGCAGGACGAGUCCAGCUCGCCCGUGUCCCCCGCCGACGACAGCCUGAGCAACAGCGAGGAGGAGCCCGACCGGCAGCAGCUGCCCAGCGGCAAGAGGGGCGGCCGCAAGCGGAGGUCCAGCCGGCGCAGCGCGGGGGCGGCGGGCGACGAGCCGGGCAGCCCGGCUCAGGGCAAGCGGGGCAAGAAGUCGGGCGCGGGCGGCGGCGGCGGCGGGGGCAGCAGCAGCGGCGGCGGGAGCCCGCAGUCCUACGAGGAGCUGCAGACGCAGCGGGUCAUGGCCAACGUGCGGGAGCGGCAGCGCACCCAGUCGCUCAACGAGGCCUUCGCCGCCCUGCGCAAGAUCAUCCCCACGCUGCCCUCGGACAAGCUGAGCAAGAUCCAGACCCUCAAGCUGGCGGCCAGGUACAUCGACUUCCUCUACCAGGUCUUACAGAGCGACGAGCUGGACUCCAAGAUGGCAAGCUGCAGCUAUGUGGCCCACGAGCGGCUCAGCUACGCCUUCUCGGUCUGGAGGAUGGAGGGCGCCUGGUCCAUGUCCGCCUCCCACUAGCAGGGCCGGGGCCCCCGCAGCACCCCCCGGGCAAGGAGACCUAGAUUUCCCAAAGAAGGAGACAAUGGACAGUCUAGAGACUCUGAAGUCGGAUAAAAAAAAAAAAACCAAUUAAAACAGAGCAUGCCAAGGAUUGUCUGGGAAAUUAGAAGAGCUAAGUGAAAAUUCAAGCAGGGCGUGGGGAGCACUUAGAGAAAAGGACAUAAGGGGUCUUGGACAGUGACUUCCCAGUGGGCUCUGAACAAUCCACCCAUCUCUACAUUCUGAUAGACGUCUGAACAGAUGCUUUUUUUUAAUUAUUUUAUUUUUUGGUUUUUUUUUUAUUUUGACGAAGAAUGUUGGAAUUUUACUUUUUUUUUUUUACUACUUUUUUUUUUUUUUUUUGCAUGCAUUCCCAAGAGGUCGUGCCUAUAAGCCACUGAUGAAAGGAAAUAACAUUCUGGUGGACUUUCUUCGUUCUUGAACGAUCCUAAUGAAACCAACAAAGCAAAUCCCCGUAGAGACGGUGAAAAACUUUUGGAGGGGAAAAAAAACUGGGCUCAAACUGUUAUAUGCAAACCUACCCGGUGCCUACUUUUUUUAUUAUUAUUUUUCCUCCGAGAAAAAAACCCACAAACAUUUUAUUUAUUUAUUGAUGACCCAUGUUAAAAUGCAAAUAGAUCCGGUGUCUAAAUGCAUUCCUAUUUUUAUGAUUGUUUUGUAAAUAUCAUUGUAUAUUAUUUUUCUGCAAUAAAGAAAUAUGAUUGAAAUUUUAAGAA
Molecule: messenger RNA, 1695 nt
Organism: Alligator mississippiensis (American alligator)
Lineage: Eukaryota; Metazoa; Chordata; Crocodylia; Alligatoridae
Gene: TWIST1
Product: twist family bHLH transcription factor 1
Exons: 2
Coding region: 380-937 (185 amino acids)
Biological process (GO): developmental process; regulation of transcription by RNA polymerase II
Molecular function (GO): DNA-binding transcription factor activity, RNA polymerase II-specific; protein dimerization activity; RNA polymerase II transcription regulatory region sequence-specific DNA binding
Source: RefSeq, a predicted model, not a curated record